Messenger RNA from Oncorhynchus gorbuscha (pink salmon), 3028 nucleotides. It is a transcript of the gene neto2b, whose product is annotated as neuropilin (NRP) and tolloid (TLL)-like 2b. NCBI's taxonomy places the organism in Eukaryota, Metazoa, Chordata, Actinopteri, Salmoniformes, Salmonidae. The transcript has 13 exons. Gene Ontology annotation, molecular function: protein binding. The record is from RefSeq and is a predicted model, not a curated record. Bases 467 to 2212 code for a protein of 581 amino acids.
UAGUUCCGAGAGAGAGAGUCUCUCUGAAUGGCUGAACCUACAAAUUAAACAGAACUUUUAGUUUCAUGUUUCUCAAAACAAGGCUAUGCCCAUCUACAUAAGGAAGCAAUAUUACAGGGACUUCAUCACUUCGUGGGAUUUUUAUUGAACAAGUAGCCAGUUUUGGAUAAUGAUGGUUUCCGUUAAGUUUUUUUCAUUAUUUGAGAUGACAAGGAUUCGGAGUCGUUGAUCAAUUACAUUGUAUAUGUCUAUAUUUAGAGCUUUUAACACAAUCACGUAGCAGUGUCUUAUCAGCGGCGAUGUAGUGUCAAUUGCAUUCUACGAGGAAAGUUGUGGUUGUGGUCGAUUAUAACGUUUUACCCCGGUAAGCGUAAAGGAGGCGGGUAUUAAAGGAAGAAAGCAAGGAACGAAGAAAAGCUUUGUAGCCUAGCAAGCCAUCCUGUGAGGAAACUGAGCGGAGGAGGAGAUGUACAUAUUCUGGGUAGCUCUCUUUCUGAUAGAGGAAGGCUUUGCAUUGGCACAGAAAACCAAAGACUCUCAGAAUGUGGGUAAGAUUUCCCAGAAUGCCCGGCAGUGUGGCACCUGGAUCAGAAACAUCAAUGGGGGGCAGUUCAGCUCUCCAAACUACCCUAAAAUCUACCCUCCCAACAAGGAGUGCCUCUACAUACUGGAAGCCCUGCCCCGUCAGAGGAUUGAGCUUCUGUUUGAUGACAUCUUUUACAUUGAGCCAUCCUUUGAGUGUCGUUUUGACCACAUCGAGGUGAGAGAUGGUCCGUUCAGUUUCUCUCCUCUGAUCAACCGCUUCUGUGGCUCCUCCAGCCCAGGCCUGGUGCUCUCCAGCGGACGAUUCAUCUGGAUCCGCUUCUCUAGUGAUGAGGAGCUGGAGGGACUGGGCUUCAGGGUCCAGUACACCUUUACCGCAGACCCAGAGUUUCACCUCCACGUGGGAGGAAUAUUAAAUCCUAUUCCAGACUGCCAGUUUGAGCUAAGUGGAGCUGAUGGUAUGAUCCGGUCCGGUCAGGUGGAGGAGGAGGACAAAGUCAAACCUGACCAGGCGGUCGACUGUAUCUGGACCAUACGAGCUCCGCCCAACUUCAAGAUCUACCUGCGGUUUCUGGAGUAUCAGCUGGAGAAUUCGAACGAGUGUAAGAAGAACUUUGUGGCUGUGUACGACGGCAGCAGUGCCAUAGAGGACCUCAAGGCCAAGUUCUGCAGUACCGUGGCCACUGACGUAAUGCUUGACAGACUCAGGGGAUGCUCUUCACGGCGUGGUCAGGAUGCAGCAGACUCAGCCUUCCUGUCUUUCUCUUCAUGCUACUUCCAUCACGUCUUUGUCUUUCUCUUCACCCCUUUCUUCACCUGUUUGGCAGACCAAAUGAUUUGUGUGUGUGUGCUGUGUGCGUGUGUGUGUGUGUUUGCAGCCCCGUGUUCAGGUGACAUGUUCUUCUGUCACAGUAGCAUGUGCAUCAACAACUCUCUGGUGUGUAACGGGGUGCAGAACUGUGUCUUUCCCUGGGACGAGAGCAACUGUAAAGAGAAGAAGCCAAAAGGUAUAUUCCAUCACAUUACUAAGACCCAUGGGACAAUUAUAGGUGUGUCUACAGGACUCGUCCUCCUCCUCCUCGUCAUCUCCAUACUGGUGCAGGUCAAACAGCCACGCAAGAAGGUGGUGGCGCGGAAGAGUGCCCUUUUCAAUCGAGCGGACUUCAAGGAAGUGUUUGAACCUCCGCACUACGAACUCUUCUCACUCAGAGAGAAGGCGUUGUCUACGGACAUAGACCUACCAGAAGAACUCCAGUCUCUCAACGCUCUGAGACGUUCCUCCACCACUUCCCGCUGCAUCCAUGAGCACCACUGUGGCUCCCAGGCCUCCGCCAACCCCAGCCGACGUGCGUCCUCUGUGGGCAUAGGAUCCAUGGAGCUUCCUCCCUUCCGGUGCGAGUUCACCCAGGGUCAGCCAGGCUCCCUACCCUCUCUGAGAGGCGUCAACAGCAGCCUGAGGAAGAAGAGCUGGCCUAGUAUGAAACAGGUAGGACUGGUGGGAGGCGAGGGCCUGGUGGACCGGGUAAGGGGGAGGGAGGAUAGGGUGAUGGAAGAGGAGGAAGAAGAGGAGGUGGAAGGAGGGAAGUGUGAUGUGUAUGUACGCAGAGGGAUGAGCAUGAGAUCCAUCUGUGAGAUGUCUCAGCAGAGAUCGAUGUCCAUGGACUUCUGAGAGAGAAUGAGGAAAGGAGGAAGGGGACAGAAAGGAGGAUGUGGUGGAGGAAGGAGAGAACAUUUGUGAUAGAAAAACAAUCAGUAUCGCUUGACACAUUUACUAUGAAGGAAAAUAGAUUGGACCCCAACCCCUAACCUAGACACUCUCUUUGGUAUCUCUGAAACUCCGGCUAUCCUGUUGCACUGGAUCUACGAGUUAAAGGCAUCAUCUGUAACUUCGAUCACCGUUAAAAAGUGCACCCUGACACUUUUCUGAAGGUGACAAUCUGGUAUGCAAACCACAAGUAUGACAACCGAAAACGAAAAGGAACAGGAACACACUGAUGUUUUGUUUUAAGUUAAUUAUGUUUGUGUUUCAUGUUUUGCCACAGGGAAAAGAGAAUUUAUGGAGUGUGUCCUUAAAGUGGGCCUCCUUUAACAAAUACUGUUCCAAGGCCGGAGACAGGCCAUAUAGUGUAAAGUUCUUAUUUAUUUCAUGACAUACCUCACUGUGUAUUUUUUCCCUAAAGGUUUUUCCUCUCCAUUUGUUGAUUUUGUUUUCGUAGUUUUAGAGAGGAUAGUUGAUGGAGAAUUGUGUUACGGUUAGCACUGGAUGAUAAUGAUGAAGGAUGCCUUGUAUCAUUGUGUUGUUGUUUUGUUUUGAUUGAUUUGGUUUUGUUAUUGAAUCUAUUAAAGAAUGUGUCUCUUGGUGACUGGGGUGAGUUGGUGACUGAACCAUGUGGCUGUGGUAGAUGAGGAUCAGAGUGAGUUGGCCAUGGUUUCGGUUGAACACUCCAACACCCACCCCGCUCUCUGCUGAGACAGCAUGGUUUUA